Messenger RNA from Corythoichthys intestinalis (scribbled pipefish), 5596 nucleotides. RefSeq names its product ubiquitin specific peptidase 7 (herpes virus-associated) (gene usp7). Lineage: Eukaryota; Metazoa; Chordata; Actinopteri; Syngnathiformes; Syngnathidae. Bases 628 to 3969 code for a protein of 1113 amino acids. Gene Ontology annotation, cellular component: nucleus; cytosol. The record is from RefSeq and is a predicted model, not a curated record. Gene Ontology annotation, biological process: regulation of protein stability; protein deubiquitination. The transcript is spliced from 32 exons. Gene Ontology annotation, molecular function: protein binding; cysteine-type deubiquitinase activity.
GGACGCUUUCGAGUGGAUUUGUUUGCAUCGGGGCCGCGGCAACUCUCGUCUCCGCCAACUUCCAAAUUAUCGUCAGUGCUAUUCCGAUUUGCAACCUGGUUUGAAUGGAUAGCUUUCUCCUCCGCUCUUCCCCAGACGAGGGACAAACGGAGGAGCUCACGGACUGGGGAUAUCGCAGGCAAAGUUGUUGAAUGUGCGUCUACUGCAAGAGGUGCGGGUCGUGUAUUUGCUCCACACUACCCGGUGGAAAGCCGGAAUAAUUUAGCUCCUUUCAGCGGGCCUCCCUCCACGGAGCCCCGAGCCACUCUCCCAGCCGCCGCCAGCCAGCUACUCGCACCCACCAAAGGCGCCGAAAUUGGGCGAAUAGCGAGCAAAUACGUCCGCGUUUCUCUACCCGCUCCCCCGCCGACCUCCCCUCCUCACUCCCCGGCGCUGACAGCGGACAAGGCCGAGGUCGUAGUCGAGCAGGCCCGGCCGCCGAGGCUCGACAAGUCCACUCCACCUUCGCAUCAUACCACACCUCAGCAGCAGUCCAGAACCAAGCUCGCAUCCGAACCGGCCUCGGAGGACGUCGACGGCAGCCGAGAGAGCAAGGAGCUCCGCAUCGCAACGACAAAAGCUGCCAACAUGAACCACCACCAUCACCACACGCAGCAGCAGCAGAAAGCCGGCGAGCAGCAGCUCAGUGAACCGGAGGAUAUGGAAAUGGAAGCUGGGGACACCGAUGACCCUCCAAGAAUUCCAGCCAACCCAGUAAUCAAUGGUAACAUGGCCAUGGCGGACGGACACAACAAUACAGAAGAGGAUAUGGAGGACGGUGAGGAGGACACCAGCUGGCGGUCAGAAGCUACCUUUAGGUUUGUCGUGGAGCGCUUCAGUCGUCUCAGUGAGUCAGUUCUCAGCCCGUCCUGCUUUGUCCGCAACCUCCCAUGGAAGAUCAUGGUGAUGCCACGCUUCUACGCCGAUCGACCACACCAGAAGAGUGUGGGCUUCUUCCUGCAGUGUAAUGCUGAAUCAGACUCUACGUCAUGGUCGUGCCAUGCACAGGCUAUGCUAAAGAUCAUUAACUAUAAAGAUGACGAGAAGUCAUUCAGUCGCAGGAUUGGUCACCUGUUCUUCCACAAAGAAAACGACUGGGGCUUUUCCAACUUUAUGUCCUGGAGUGACGUCACUGACCCAGAAAGGGGCUUUAUCGAUGAUGACAAAGUCACAUUUGAAGUUUACGUCCAGGCAGAUGCCCCACAUGGAGUGGCCUGGGACUCAAAGAAACACACAGGCUAUGUUGGACUCAAGAACCAAGGAGCAACCUGCUACAUGAACAGCCUGCUACAGACACUCUUCUUCACUAACCAACUACGUCGGGCAGUGUACAUGAUGCCAACAGAGGGAGACGACUCAUCCAAGAGUGUUCCUCUGGCAUUGCAGAGGGUUUUUUAUGAGCUACAACACAGCGACAAGCCAGUCGGUACCAAGAAACUCACAAAGUCUUUCGGGUGGGAAACCCUAGAUAGUUUCAUGCAGCAUGAUGUUCAAGAGCUGUGCAGGGUGCUCCUUGACAAUGUGGAGAAUAAAAUGAAAGGCACCUGCGUUGAGGGAACGAUCCCUAAACUCUUCAGGGGAAAGAUGGUGUCGUACAUCCAGUGUAAGCAUGUGGACUACCGAUCAGAGCGGAUAGAGGAUUACUACGACAUUCAGCUUAGCAUAAAAGGAAAGAAAAACAUCUUUGAGUCAUUUAAAGAUUAUGUGGCAACUGAACAGUUAGAUGGAGACAACAAAUAUGAUGCGGGAGAACAUGGCCUGCAGGAAGCUGAGAAAGGAGUGAAGUUUCUCACUUUCCCACCAAUCCUUCACCUGCAGCUGAUGAGGUUCAUGUAUGACCCACAGACUGACCAAAACAUCAAGAUUAAUGACAGGUUUGAGUUUCCAGAUCAAUUACCUCUGGAUGAGUUCCUUCAAAAGCCCGACACCAAGGACCCGGCCAACUACAUCCUGCACGCUGUUCUCGUACACAGCGGGGACAACCAUGGCGGUCACUACGUCGUCUAUCUUAACCCCAAAGGAGACGGCAAAGUGAGUGUCAAGGAACCAAUAUGGUGCAAGUUUGAUGAUGACGUGGUGUCACGCUGCACCAAAGAGGAGGCCAUUGAGCACAACUAUGGCGGACAUGACGAUGAUCUCUCUGUUCGCCACUGCACCAAUGCAUACAUGUUGGUGUACAUUCGGGAGUCCAAGCUCAGCGAGGUGCUCCUACCCAUGACUGACGUGGACAUACCCCAGCAACUGGUGGAGCGUCUACAGGAGGAGAAGAGGGUGGAAGCCCAGAAGAGGAAGGAGCGUCAAGAGGCUCACCUCUACAUGCAAGUUCAGAUGGUGACAGAGGACCAGUUCUGUGGUCAUCAGGGCAAUGACAUGUAUGAUGAGGAGAAGGUGAAGUACACUGUCUUCAAAGUCCUGAAGAGCUCCUCCUUGCAAGAGUUUGUUCAAAACCUCUCCCAGACCAUGGGUUUUCCACAGGAGCAGAUGAGGUUGUGGCCCAUGCAAGCCCGGAGCAACGGAACUAAGCGGCCCGCUAUGCUCGACUAUGAGGCUGACUGCAACAAGUCUAUGAUUGCCUUGAGUGACAAUGAGAAUCCAUGGACAAUAUUUCUGGAGACUGUGGAUGCCGAACUAGCAGCCAGUGGGGCCACGUUACCGAAGUUUGACAAAGACCGUGAUGUCAUGCUUUUCUUGAAAAUGUAUGACACUAACACAAGAAGCUUAAAUUAUUGUGGACAUAUCUACACGCCUAUAUCCUGCAAAAUCCGAGACCUGCUACCAGUCAUGUGUGAGCGAGCAGGCUUUCAGCAGGAAACUAGCCUUAUCCUCUAUGAGGAAGUAAAGCCCAAUCUAACAGAGCGGAUUCAGGACUAUGAUGUCUCUCUGGACAAGGCCCUGGAUGAACUCAUGGACGGGGACAUCAUUGUCUUCCAGAAGCACGACCCUGAGAACGACAGUGAGCUGCCAACGGCCAAGGAAUAUUUCCGGGACCUCUACUACCGAGUAGAUGUCAUUUUCUGUGACAAGACCAUCCACAAUGACCCGGGCUUUGUGGUCACGCUCUCCAACCGCAUGAACUAUUUUCAGGUGGCGAAGACGGUAGCCCAAAGGUUGAACACAGAUCCCAUGCUGCUGCAGUUCUUUAAGUCACAGGGGUACAGGGACGGUCCAGGGAAUCCUCUCAGACACAAUUAUGAGGGAACGCUGCGGGACCUGCUGCAAUUCUUUAAGCCUCGGCAGCCCAAGAAACUCUACUAUCAGCAGUUGAAAAUGAAGAUCACAGACUUCGAGAACAGGAGGAGUUUUAAAUCCAUAUGGCUCAACAGCCAAUUCAGAGAGGAGGAGAUCACCCUCUACCCUGACAAGCACGGUUGUGUUCGCGACCUGUUGGAUGAAUGUAAAAAGGCAGUGGAGCUCUCUGAAAAGGGCUCUGAGAAGCUCAGGCUGUUAGAGAUAGUAAGCUAUAAAAUCAUCGGGGUUCACCAGGAGGACGAGCUCCUAGAAUGUUUAUCUCCGGCUGCCAGUCGCACCUUCAGAAUAGAGGAGAUCCCGGUGGACCAGGUGGAUCUGGAUAAGGACAGCGAACUGCUAAUCCCUGUCGCUCAUUUCCACAAGGAGGUCUUUGGCACAUUUGGGACCCCCUUCUUGCUCAAAAUCAGACAGGGUGAGUCGUUUCGGGAAGUCAUGAGGAGGAUCCAGACCAUGUUGGACAUCCAAGAGAAAGAAUUUGAGAAGUUCAAAUUUGCCAUUGUGAUGAUGGGCCGACAUCAAUACAUCACUGAAGACGAGUACGAGGUCAAUCUGAAGGACUUUGAACCGCAGCCAGGAAACAUGUCGCACCCUCGCCCCUGGCUUGGCUUGGAUCAUUUCAACAAAGCUCCAAAGAGAGGUCGCUACACCUACCUGGAGAAAGCAAUCAAAAUCCACAACUAAAGCAACCCGUCCUUUCUUUCUUCCCACCUUCCUUUCUUCCUCCCUGCCUAAGUCACACCAUAACUGACUGUAACCAACCUCACGUGCGUACGCGUGUGGAAGUGUGAGCUUGAGUGUACGCGUGUGUAUGCGGGCGCUCGUAUGUGCGCUCAUCACUUUCAGCCCAACCGCCUGGACGCAAGCGAGCUCCGCACUUGUUCUUGUCUUCAGCCCAUCUUUCUGCAGCUGAUGGAUUCUCCUUCAACUCCAACAUAAACUGCGACUACAUUUCUGGGUGGUUUUUUUUGUUUGUUUUUCCCCCCCGAAAUCCACCGCUUUAAUAAUUUUUUUUGUCCCCCUCUCUGGCUUCUCUUAACUGUUGACUGCCUGUGUUGUGCCUGGAAGUGGCGGAAAAUUGGAUUUUAAUACGUGGAGAAGAGUAACACAGAAAACUAUUAUACUAUAAUGUAUAUAUCUAUAAAUAUACAUAAAGUUCUAGACUUAAUUUUUCCCUCCUGCCUCAACUCGUGUUUUUUUUUUUUUUUUUUUUUUUUUUUUUUUUUUUUUUUUGGGUUGACUUUUAAAUGAAGACUUGCUGCUGUGAGAGAGUCGAGUGGAAGUACGCUUGCAACUACUAAUUGGCAGCGAGAAUAAAUAACUGUUGCCAUUCAUUUUACGCAGCCCGAGUGUGCUUCUUACGUUUUCUGCUCUCGCCCUCUUACGCAACAAUCAUAAGUAUUUCCACGUUUACGCACAGUUGUCUCACCUAGUUUUGUCGGGAGGACGUUCUUGUGUCUUUCUGCAGAGUUUGUAUUAUUAUAUAGUAAUAAGAAUUCACUGCAAAUGUUUAAAGUGAAAUAAAACGGGGUUUAAAGAGAGCAAGAAAUUUGUCUGUAUUUCAUCUUGCACGCUGGCACUUGACAUCAGAGAGCUCUCAGGACUGGAAAAUGUUUUGGGGUGUUGUUUGGGUGACGGUCCCUGGUUAUCUUUUGUUUAGCUGCUUUUCUCAGUCAUUCUACCCAUAGAAACACCAAAGCACCUGCCUUUCAGCUCUUAUUCAUCCUUUCCUUUCUUUCAUCUGCGCUGAGUGAAAGUGUCACCCCCUGGUGGUCGGGAGCAGUAAGCGAAAUGUGCAUGUGGCAGGUAGCAGCAACUUGGCACGUUUAAAGAUUGUGUAAAGGCAAAAACCAGCAUUGUAAGAAACACUUAAAUUCCGUUUUUUUUUUGUUUUUUUUUUUUUAAAGCACAGAUGGAAUGCUCCUCAGUGCGUAGUGAGGCUGUGUAAAGACAACAUUUAAGAAUUGUAUAUUUAAAAAUAUGGACAUGUAAAAUUUAAGAGAAACACUCGCCUUUGUUUUGGGGUACAGAAGGAGCCAGUUGUUCAUAUUUCUUGUGUGUAGGUUUUCAAGUUUUUUUUUUUUUUUUUUUUGGUUUUUUGCGUUCCUGAUGUACCAUCGACAGUUUGUUACAUUCGCAUCUGUUCUCCAAACUAACUGCACCAGUUUUGUCUCGUUCAAAGGUGCAGUACAAAGAAGACUUGCAAAUUCACGUUUUUUUUCCCUCCCCAAUUGAAAAUCCUCAGUGUAGCAGCAGUGUACGACAACUUAUUCCUGUAUAUUGCCUUUUUGCUGGAAAAUGUAUGUUGAAU